CUUCGAAAACUCAUUAUUUUACAAGUAAAUGGAAAGUAAAGAAGGCAAACAUAUGCAAACUAUAGCAUUAGCAAUUUUCUCGUUGGCCCUCAUAGGUACCACAUUGGCUGUGCCCUUUACCUACGUUGCCAAAGCUAAGGCUGAUAAUAAUAUACUAAACAUGCUCGCCGAAUCCAAUAUGUUGAGUGGCUCGGCUGAGCCUGAAAUCACUAUCGAAUGUUUCAACCAUUUUAUUCCGAUCUUAAAUCAAAUUUCAACCAACUUCUCGGUGCAAUAUGAACAGUGUGUAACCGUGGCUACACAAGCUGAAGCGAAUCUCUCUACCUCAGCUGCACAGAAUCGUGCAACUUUCGUUAAUGAGACCUCUGCUAUUUGCAGUGCUUUCACUUCCUGCAACAGUGACAGCGACAAUUUGAACUUCUUCGACUGUUAUGCCACAGCUGCUUCUACUGAUGUCAAUGAGAUCUACAAUCUGUCAAAAGAUGCUGCCAAUGCAGCCAUUUCUCUUAAAGGUGGAUUGCAACUAAUUACGGAUACUGAGGAAAUCUGCACCAAUAACGCUCAACUUGCAUAUGCUGCGCAGACCUCUGAGACCUAUAAAGAAUUGAAUGCUUGUUUUGUCAAUGGCUUGUGAGCCGCUAGCACCGUUACUGCUAAUUAAGCCAGUACACAAGUUUUAAUCUAAAAAAUAUUAAAAGUACUGCAGAUGGGAAAUUAAUAAUAAAAAACAAUAAAAGUUCCAA
This is a messenger RNA of Bactrocera oleae (olive fruit fly), 743 nucleotides long. RefSeq lists its product as uncharacterized. Lineage: Eukaryota; Metazoa; Arthropoda; Insecta; Diptera; Tephritidae. The record is from RefSeq and is a predicted model, not a curated record.